UUUUAUUUUCAUUCGCUCUCCUCCUCCGCGGGCGCUCGGGCAGUCGCGUAGCUCAGCGCCCCUCUCGUACCCGGGUUCCUCCGGUCACUGCAGGCGCCACCGAUUGAGUCUCCGGGAGCGCCGGGGGGCCGUCCGGGGGCGCCGUCCGGGCCACACAUGGAGGGAAGUUAGGCCGGCGCCUGGCAACCCCAGCGAACCCUGGAAGGAGUAAGAUGCCUCGUUUCCCUGGGCGUUUAAGAAAGAAAGAGUUGCGCAACCGGAAGUUCCGCCUCCUGGCCCAGCGCUUCCUGUUUGGUAACUAAGGGCGCGAGAUGGUUGCUAGCGCUCCGGAGGCAAUUACACCGAAGCUUCGUGGGAACCUCGGGUGCUGGUCCUGGGCCUUUUCUCCAUAGGGUUCCCUUUGCCAUCAUGAGUAGCGACUUUCUGUCAGGGCUGCACUGGGACGAUGGCUUCGCCAUCCCUGUGGCGAACCAGGAGAACAAGAUACUGGAAGAUCAGUUGUCAAAGCUGCAGGAUGAGAAGUCAUACUUGCAAAAUCAACUACAUGUCUAUGAAGAACGAAUUAAUUCUAUAGCUUCUCAUUUAAAAAAUGUUAGACAAGAGUUCUUAUAUACACAGUCUCUUUGCAAAGCCAGGGAACAUGAGAUUGAAAGUGAAGAGCAUUUUAAGACCAUUGCAGAAAGAGAGCUGAGUCGAGUGAAAAAUGAAAUCCAAAGACUGGAAAAUGACAUCACUUUAAUACGGGAAAAGAAAAGUGAUAAGGAAAAUCAGAUAUUUAAAUUUACUCAAAAAUUGGAUGAUUUGAAACGUCAAAUGAACUGGGACCAGCAGGCAUUGGAGGCCUGGUUAGAAGAAUCAGCUCACAAAGAUAGUGAUGCCCUAACUCUCCAGAAAUAUGCACAACAAGAUGAUAAUAAAAUUAGGGCACUGACCCUGCAAUUAGAAAGGCUGACUUUGGAAGGUAAUCAGAAAAGAAAGGUACUUGACAAUGAAACUACAGAGACUCUAAGUGCACAGUUAGAAUUGGAUAAAGCAGCGCAAGAUUUUCGUAGGAUUCAUAAUGAGAGACAAGAACUCAUUAAACAGUGGGAAAGCACAAUAGAACAGAUGAAGAAGAGAGAUCGAGACAUUGAUAACUGUGCCUUGACAUUAGCAAAGAUAAAACAGGAAACAAGAGAAAAAGAAAAUUUGGUUAAGGAAAAGAUCAAGUUUUUGGAAAGUGAGAUUGGAAAUAACACAGAGUAUGAGAAAAAAAUUUCUGUUGCUGAUCGUAAAGUUUCAAAAUGUAGAAAAGAAUACCAGCAGCAUGAAGUUCAUAAAAAUCAGCUGAAGGAUGAGCUGGAUUCUUUAAAAGCCACUGUGAAUAGAAGUUCCAGUGAAGUAGAAGCUCUGAGGAAAAAUACUUCCAAAAUAAAGAAGGAUAUUGAUGGAGAAACAACAAGGUUACACAGAAUUAAAAAAUCUAAUGAGAAUGCAAAAGAAAAAUUAGAGCAGAUAACUGAGAAAACUAUGUCAGCAGAAGAGAAAGCUACCAAUUUGGAAGAUAUACUAAAGGAGGAGGAAAAAAGUGUGAAGGAAGUGGAAAUUCAAUUGACCAUAUUGAAAGGUGUGCUAUUUAAGAUAGGUCGUGAAUUACAGACUGAGACAAUGAAAGAAAAAUCUCUUAUAUCAGAAAUUGAAGGAACCCGUUCCUCUCUAAAGCACCUCAACCAUCAGCUACAUAAACUGGAUUUUGAAACCUUGAAGCAGCAAGAAAUUAUGUACAGUCAGGAUUUUCACAUUCAACAAGUGCAACGCCGAAUGUCACGGUUAAGGGGAGAAAUUAAUUCAGAAGAAAAGCAAAGUCUUCAAGUAAAAAUUGUGGAACUUAAAGAGACGUUGGAAGAGAGAAAUUCUACACUUGGCACUUUGGAAACACAGAUCAAGAAGCUUCAUAAUGAUCUUUACUUUAUCAAGAUGUCAAACAGUAAAAAUUUUGAUGAAAAAAAGUCCCUCAUGACCAAAAUAAAUGAACUAAACCUUUUCAAUGAAAGAUCAGAGAAAGAACUUAGUAAAGCUCGAGCUUUGAAGCAGGACUUGAUGAUUGAAGACAAUCUUUUAAAACUUGAAGCUAAACGUACUCGUGAAUUGCUUCACAGUAAAGCAGAAGAAGUUCUUUCUCUGGAAAAAAGAAAACAGCAAUUACAAACAACUAUGGAAGAACGAACUGAAGAAAUUAAGGUUCACAAAACUAUGCUUGCAUCACAAAUAAGAUAUGUCGAUCAAGAAAGGCAAACCAUAAGUGCUGAGUUUCAUGAGCGGCUAAGUAAAAUUGAUAAGCUGAAGAACAGAUAUGAAAUUCUUACUGUUGUUAUGCUGCCUCCUGAAGGAGAAGAGGAGAAAACACAGGCCUAUUAUGUAAUAAAGGCUGCUCAAGAAAAAGAAGAACUUCAAAAGGAAGGUGACAGUUUGGAUGCUAAGAUCAACAAAGCUGAAAAAGAAAUCUAUGCUCUAGAAAACACCUUACAAGUGCUGAAUAGUUGUAACAACAAUUUCAAACAAUCUUUUAAAAAAGUGACACCAUCUAGUGAUGAGUAUGGACAAAAAAUCCAACUAGAAGAACAGAAAAGAGCUGCUGAUGAAAAAUACAGAUACAAACAAAGACAAAUUAGAGAGCUACAGGAAGACAUCCAGACCAUGGGAAAUACGUUAGAAAUUAUAGAACAUUUAACACAUAAUGGCAAAGAAAAAUUAUCAGAGAAGCAGGCUUAUUCACUUCAACUAAGUAAAGAAAUUGAGGAGCAGAAGCCAAAAUUAGAGAGAGUAACUAAACAGUGUGCAAAACUCAUCAAAGAGAUCCGUCUUUUGAAAGAAACAAAAGAGGAAACACUAGAAGAAAGAGACAUCAAACUUCGCGAACUGAAACAGUUUCACCAGGUCAUUGAUGGAAUGCUAGCUGAUGUCACAGCAAAUGCCGAGAUCCACAUUAUCCUUCAAACAUACUUUCAACAGAAAGGUCUGGAACUCCCUACAGCUAGUACCAAACACGGGCACCAGAGAUCUCCUUCACAGGCUUCACUACUGUCACUAAGGUCGUCUAGGAGUUCUGCUUCUCAGACUUCGCUGAACAUAUUAGAGCUAACCUUCCCACCCUCUUCUUCACCAUCUGGCAGCACUUUUAGGUCAACUAGUUCUAGCAGUAGUAGUUCCAGUAAUGAUAAAAACAAAAAGAGCAGCAAGUAAACAUUUUAAUCUCUCUGAACAAACUAUAAACAAAAUAACCCAAAUUUCACUUUUAAAAUAGUAAAUUUCACUUUAUACUUUUGGGUGCUGUAUAAUAAUAUAGAGUCCUAUUGAAAUAGUGUGGAAAAUGACCAGACAAGUUUUAUCAGUGAAAAAUGUGAAAAAUGGUAGUUUAAAAAAAGUCAAGCCAAAGAAAUGUUUAACUUUCUUAUCCUUUUCCUAUUAUCUUCUUCACAUAUUAUACCUGGUUUUAACAAGGUUACAUAUUACACAAGUGUAGGGAAAACUGUGUUUUCCACUGUUAUUUUUAUGUCUGUUAUAACAGAAAAUAGUUGACUUUAUUAUUUCACACUAGCCAUGCAACUAUGUUCACUUAGAAUCUUUUAGGAAGAUAUGUUUAAAGAUGAAGACUUCUAACACUACUAAAAUUUUCACUUAUCCUAAAAGAUCCUGAAAUUAAGUUUUCUUUAUUCAAAGGAAUAUACUUCCCAGACUUUUGGGGAGAAAUGUUAGUUUAUUCUUUGAAAUAAUUUAAAAAAUGUUAACCAAAAUAUAGCAUUACCCUCACCCCUCCACCGAGAAAGCAAUCGCUAGGAAAGAGAAACAAUGCAUAUCAAUAAAAAUGCAGCUCAAAUUUUUAAGAAUUUAAAUUUAAGAAUCAGUCUACUUUGAUCUUGAAAGAAGUCAAACACAUUAAUAAUUUUGCUCUCAAGAUAGACAACCAAGCAUAAAGAACAAGAGUGUACUUUCAAAAUUUUCUUGAAUUAAUAAACAAUAUAAAGUAAAUAUUUACAAUUGUCAUUGUUUAGAACUGUCAUUGAAAGGCAGUAGUGAUAUUAAAUGUUUGGCUGAAACAUUGUUCUAAAGUGUGAGAUUUUAUUUAAUAAGACCUAAAACUGAUUAAUCUUAUAGUCACUUUGUUCUUAUUCUCUGCCUUAUAUUACUUUGUAAGUUAUUUGGAACUUGAAAUAUUACACACUGUUCUAUGAAGGCAGGGAUUGUAUCUUACUAGCUCUGUGACCUUGGAAAAGGUCUAUGCUUCUUUCAUUUGUAAUAUAGGGACAGUAAUAGUUACCUACGUAAAACAUUUACCAAAAUAAUGGAAUAUAUACAAAAUGCACAUGGCCUGACAUAGGAACUGCACAGUGACUUCUAUCCAUUGAGUUACCACCCAGAUCCUAGCACAGUAUUUGUGGAAUGGUUAGGCUCUCUGGCCAGAAUAGAAGUCUACAUUUAACUGUGAAAGUAACAGUUCCAACUUCAGUGUAGUAAUGCUAAGUGAUGAGACAAGGGAUUAACCCCAUUAUCUCCUUAUCUGGAAUUAUCUUAACAUCCACCUAUUGUAAGAAAGUCAACUAUCAUUUAUUAUGGAAACCAAGAUACAGCCAGUGUACCUAUAAACUAUAGACAUGAGGUUAUGGCAAAAACCUGAAGAUAUCAUUAGGGAUUCUUGACAAGUGUAUCCACAAUAUUUUUUACUAUGAUGGGUUUCCUGAACACAUCCUUGGAAAAUGGAGUGUGUACUCUGCUUAAGUGUACUAUGUCCAAGGAAAGAAGCUCUUGAGAAGAUGGACUUUCUAAAUCCAGGCAGGCUAUUGUACAAGGUACUAACUCUGAUUUUUUUUUUGGUACCUAAAUGUUAGCUUAAGCCACAAAAAUGCUUUAUAAAAUUACAGUACUUAUUGAUGGUGAUGCUCAAGACAAUCUACACGAAUAAAAGACAAAGAUGCUAAUUGACCAUACCUUCACUAUGCCCAUCAGCCAAUCAGAAG
Messenger RNA from Myotis brandtii (Brandt's bat), 4994 nucleotides. It is a transcript of the gene CCDC39, whose product is annotated as coiled-coil domain containing 39. Gene Ontology annotation, cellular component: axoneme. The transcript has 20 exons. The coding region runs from base 409 to 3222 and encodes 937 amino acids. Gene Ontology annotation, biological process: inner dynein arm assembly; cilium-dependent cell motility; cilium movement. NCBI's taxonomy places the organism in Eukaryota, Metazoa, Chordata, Mammalia, Chiroptera, Vespertilionidae. The record is from RefSeq and is a predicted model, not a curated record.